ACUUGUAGUAUGUGUGGGGGCCUUGAGGAAGAAGUCCAGAAUGUUAAUGAAGAUGGUGCCAGUGUUGGUGCUGCUGUGGAGGGUGGACAAAGCUGCAGUGGCAGUCAAACCGAUCGAUGCUGCUGCAUCUCCAGCCCAGCAGACGGUGAAGAGUGGAGAGCGUGUUGUACUGCCCUGCCCAGUCAAAGUGGAGGCCAAAAAUUUUGCAGUGUCCUGGUCAAAAGAGAGCCAAAAUGGGGAAAAGACUGAACUCAAACUUUCUGACCAGAGCAGCAGGGUCCGGCUGGCCGAGGACAAAGUGUCUUUGGUCAUUUCCGCAGUGACGGUAGGGGACGCUGGCCACUACAACUGCAGAGUGGGCCUUCCACAGAUGGACGAGAUGGUGGGCAGCAUACAGCUGAAUAUCCUGGCGUCCCCCAGUGCUCCACAGCUCUUUCUGCAAGUUCCCCCAAACCCCGCACUAGAAAACUGGCACUUACUCUGUGUGACCAAAGGUUUCUACCCUGCUCACUUGACUCUCCGCUGGACCUGGAGAAGCAAAGCAGCCAAGGCAACUCCAGUAAGUGCUAGUUGUACACUGAAACCGGCUAAUCAAGAGAACAGCAAACUCCAGGCCUAUGCAGAUAUUACCCAAACUGUUAGCUCUCACGCUAACAGCACAGUAUACUUGCAACCACAUUUCUGCGUCAGUGGUCCAGACGGUCUUGGCCCUGAGACACAGUUGACCAGCGUGCUGUCUCUGCCUUCUCGGACGUCGGUUAGUGCAGAUGUCAAGUUUACCUGCACUGUGGAGGACCAUCCUGCGUUAGAUGCUAUUCUUUCUGCCUCGUUUGACUGGGAAGCUGCACCCAAUGAAGUGAUGGGAUGUCUCAACAUUGUGAAAAUGGUGAUCCUCUCUGGAAUUUGUGUGUUAUUCAUCACUUUGAAAAUCGUUUCCUUGUGCGAACGCAGGCCUAAAUAUCGUAAAAUGCAGGGUUCACAGUCACAUUAAUGGAUAGAGUGCAGAGCGACGGAACGACACAUACAUCCGACACAGUCUUGGAAUGACUGAUAUUCCAGUGUAUUAUGCAGAACAGACAUUUAAACAAGUCUACAAAUCUCCCAGACAGUGACCCGUCUCCAGUCCAGGUCACAAUAUUCUCUUGAUGGGUUUCCAUGUAAACAAAAGGGAACAUUUUUACUACAUGAAAGUGUUUCUGUCUUCCUUAACAAAGUCCAGACUUCAGAAAAAACUCUAUGUCUUGUUCACCUUGUUCACCACAAGUCAUCCAUUUAAAUACCUGGAGGUGCCAAGCGGCCACAAUCCCAAUAAAUUAUAGCAACAACUUCCCUGGGUAGGGUAUUUGAUGUGCCCUUCAUAUGUUUAGCUCUCUCCACGUGUGCUUACUGGAGUAUAUUUGCAGAUACAGACGAUCGUGCAUGCGCUCACAGCUCAAGAUUAGCAGUCGGAGACAAUAACCUUAUACAAAUAUUUGUCGGGUUUAUAAAUCAUAGCUCAUACACAAGCAUACCACAGGGAGAUCCGCGGUUAGAGGGAGAUGAUUAUGAGCAUGGAGGAAAUAUACCAUAAAGAUUUUAUGACACCGUGCUGGCGAGAAAAGGCAGGGCAGACAAUACAAUCAGCAAUGUACUGUCCCCGUGCUGCAAUAAACACAUUAAAUAACGACAGCUAAUUUCAGUUUAGGCCUAAAGAAUUGAUAUUUGUGACUGUUUGGAGAAGAUAAUCAGUCUUCGCUGGUUUAAGGCUGGAAUCAUUUUUGGUAGCAGUUAACUUCAAGGCUACCUACAUAGGGCCUUCCAAAACAUGCAGUAGUCUUGAUACUAAUCUUGUAUCUCCAUUCUUGUCAUUUUUGAAAACUCCACUUGCUUUUUACGUUGUGUCAAUAUGUUAUGAUGAAUUGACCAAUAGAAAUGAACCAAAAUUACGUCUUUUAUUAACUUCUAUUACAGGUAAACAGUGUCUCCUGUCCAUUUACCACUUUGGAGAUGUUUUGUUUUGACCGUGACAACAUUUGUAGGCCACUGUUCAUAUGGCUACGUAACACCUACAUAAGCACGUCGUGGCA
Colossoma macropomum (tambaqui) is the source of this 2066-nucleotide messenger RNA. RefSeq lists its product as uncharacterized. Gene Ontology annotation, cellular component: external side of plasma membrane. The transcript is spliced from 6 exons. The coding region runs from base 41 to 991 and encodes 316 amino acids. Lineage: Eukaryota; Metazoa; Chordata; Actinopteri; Characiformes; Serrasalmidae. The record is from RefSeq and is a predicted model, not a curated record. Gene Ontology annotation, biological process: T cell costimulation; cellular response to lipopolysaccharide; cell surface receptor signaling pathway.